CCAUGUCAUUCGCAGCCGCAUUCCGAUCCAUUGCAGCGAAAGCGUUGAGGUUUGCCAAAAGUUCUCUGCAGGUGGGAGAUGGAGCAAGGAGAAGGAAAUCUCCAACGGCUUUUGAAAUGGGCAUCAGAAAUUGGAAUAUCAGAGUCAACCAGUUGCCAAGCUUCGUGUUUGGGCCACUCUCUCGCCGUCUCCUUCUUUCCUGAUUCCGGCGGAAGAGGUCUGGGUGCUGCUCGUGAUCUUACAGAAGGAGAGUUGAUUCUCAAAGUUCCAAAGUCCGCUUUGAUGACAAGCACAAGUCUUGCAAUGAAGGAUGACAAACUCUCUCGUGCUCUCAAUGCUCAUCACUCUCUCUCCCCUACCCAGAUAUUGGCUGUUUGUUUACUAUAUGAAAUGGGGAAAGGGAAGAGUUCAUGGUGGCACCCUUACCUGGUGAAUUUGCCGCACAGCUACGACAUUCUAGCAACUUUUGGUGAAUUUGAGAAGCAAGCUCUGCAAGUGGAUGAUGCUAUAUGGGCUGCUGAAAAGGCCACAUUGAAGGCUGAGGAUGAUUGGAAAGAAGCUAAUGCGCUCAUGGAACAACUUAAGCUCAAGCCUCAACUUCGGACAUUUCAGGCAUGGCUUUGGGCUUCCGCAACUAUAUCCUCAAGGACGUUGCAUAUACCAUGGGAUGCAGCUGGGUGCUUAUGUCCUGUUGGAGACUUAUUUAAUUAUUCUGCACCUGGAGAAGAGCCUUCGGCUUGUGAAAGUAUGGAGCAUGCAACGCUUGACUUGGUGAAUGAUGAUAGUUCUGGUACACUGGACGUGGACGUUUCUGAUUCACGAAGAUUAACUGACGGAGGGUUUGAGAAGGAUAUUGACGCCUAUUGCUUCUAUGCUAAGAAAAGCUACAAAAAAGGGGAGCAGGCCCUUUUAAGCUACGGAACAUACACGAAUCUGGAGCUUCUUGAGCACUAUGGCUUUCUCUUAAAUGGAAACCCAAAUGACAAAGUUUUUAUUCCCUUGGAACCUGAAAUAUAUUCGUCCUGUUCAUGGCCUAAAGAGUCAUUGUAUAUACAUCAGAGCGGGAAACCAUCUUUUGCUCUACUGUCUGCCUUGCGAUUAUGGGCGACCCCACAGAACCAGCGAAGGUCUGUUGGACACCUUGUUUAUUCAGGACUCCAACUCUCAAUUCAAAAUGAGAUGUAUGUCAUGACAUGGACAUCGAAGAAGUGCAACACUAUUUUGAAGAGUCUGCCGACAUCUUUUGAAGAUGAUCGUUUGUUAUCAAGUGCCAUUGACAAAAUCCAAAAUCUCGAGUCCCCUUUGGAGCUCAAUCAUUUGUCAUCCACUUGUAGAGAUGAGAUUUGUGCCUUCAAAUCUAAUGUUGCGCAGAAGGGAGAAAGAAGCAGUAUGCAGUCAAGGGAGAGGUGGAGAUUAGCUGUGGAGUGGAGGUUCAGUUAUAAGAAGAUCCUGGUUGAUUGCAUUUCUUAUUGUGAUGAAACUUGUCAAAUAAGUACUGUGAUAUGGGAAGGCUCUAGAGUUCGGUUUCUCAUCUUAUUGAGGACCGAAAAGUUGAAGGCGAAGAUGGGGAUGGAAAAAUGGGCUUGUUAAUCCAUUUUAAUUCUCACUCUUGUUAAUUCUUUUCCUAUUAAUUUUUUUUAAUUUAUUUCAUCCGACGAUUAAAAAUUAGAAAAAUAUGUGAUUACAAUGCUACCAUUUAUUUUGAAAGACUAAAAUUUUACAUAUUGUUUCCGAUAUGAUUGACAUCCACAUUGCAGUCUUCAUGAUUGCAACCAAAUCAAACCCAUCAAAAGGUCCAUAGGAAGAUUAAGAAAACAUAACUAAACCAAAAUACAAUGUCAAACGUUACAACCCAAACUCCAAAAACAAGAUUGAUAUUAGUCGAGUUUUGGACAAAAACUGGACAAAAUCUUAAGAAAAAUUAAAGAAGAUGGAUCAGAUACACCUGGCUUGGUGGUCUCUGUGCAAUACAGAGAUGUAAUUCGCUCAGUUAUUUCAGCUUCGAUCAUUUGGGGAAAUAAUCAUCACUUCCAUCUUUUCUUUUUCUUUUUUCAACAACAAUAUCAUAAAACAAACACUAAAUUCUAAAACAAACAAGAAAUUUAGAAGGAAAAAAUAAAAAAGAUAGUGGAUUUUGGGGAUUUGGGAAAGAUCAGAGUUCUGGCUUGGAAAUUAAAAAUAGCGCAAGUUUGAAUCAGCUUCGAUCAUAUGGGGAAAGUAGCAUCACUUCAAUCCCAAAUCCACCCCCAUAUCAAAAACCCUAAUUUCAA
Molecule: messenger RNA, 2270 nt
Organism: Malus domestica (apple)
Lineage: Eukaryota; Viridiplantae; Streptophyta; Magnoliopsida; Rosales; Rosaceae
Product: protein SET DOMAIN GROUP 40
Biological process (GO): peptidyl-lysine monomethylation
Molecular function (GO): protein binding; protein-lysine N-methyltransferase activity
Source: RefSeq, a predicted model, not a curated record